AUGAAUGGAGUUGGAGAGUUGGCAGGAAACAGACAAACGAAUGAGUCUUUACAGGAAGUGAACUUGGCCACACAGGUACAUCUGAGAUGGUCAGCAGCUGUCAGCGGAUCAAACCCGUGACCGUCCAGAUGGACCACACGUCGAGACCUGUCUUUGUUCCGGACCCGUCCGACGCUGCACAGCCGAUGUCCCACAUGACCCCGGCACCAGUUUCCGGCAGUGUUUUUUCUCUCUCUCCCUCUUCUUCCUCAAGCUCUUCCUCUGGCUCUUCCUAUUGGUCUCUCUCUCCCUCUUCUUCCUCAAGCUCUUCCUCUGGCUCUCCCUCUGGGUCUCUCCCUCACUUUUCCCCUCUCCCUCCCCCUAUCUCUCCCCUUUCCCCUUCUUCUCCCUUUUUCCCUAGCAAUCUUUCUUUUAGCUCGUCCUUGAGCUCUUCCUUGAGCUCUUCCCCUCACUCUUCCCCUGACUCUUCCCCCAUCUCUCUUCCUUACUUUUCACCUAUCUCUCCCCUUGACUUUCCCCCUCUGUCAUCACCUCUCUCUCCCUUUGGCUCUACCCCUCACUCUUCCCCUGGAUAUAUCUCCAGUGAUUCCUCUGACCUUUCAUCUUGCUCCCCUCCUUCAGUGUCGGAGGACGAGCAGUGGACUCUGGUGCCAACGGAUCAUCCUACUAGGCUCAUCCUGAGGCGGGUGCAGAAGGAAGGCUCCACAGCCCAGACACCCAGCGAGCCACUCCAGGCAUCCUUUGUGAAGAAGAUGUACCACCGCUUCACCUGGACGUCUGUUCCUGUUCCGGGCCCUACCGGACACAGCGUCCCGCGGCUGAUCCUCCGGAGGACCCUGAAACUGACCUCCUCUCCCCCUCCCCCUCCCUCUCCCUCUCCCUCUCCCUCUCCCUCUCCCCCUCACUCUUCUGUCUCUCCUGACUCACAGUGGGUGACGAAGUUGCGGAGAAUCAUGCUGGAGAAAAGACAUGCUGGCAGUCCCAAGAGACCCACUGCCAAUGAAGCUAAGUCACCAGAAAAGAGGAGAAAAGAGGAGGGGGAGAGAGGACAGCAAUAUUAA
This is a messenger RNA of Larimichthys crocea (large yellow croaker), 1061 nucleotides long. Its product is annotated as putative protein TPRXL. The transcript is spliced from 4 exons. Bases 87 to 1061 code for a protein of 324 amino acids. NCBI's taxonomy places the organism in Eukaryota, Metazoa, Chordata, Actinopteri, Sciaenidae. The record is from RefSeq and is a predicted model, not a curated record.